Molecule: messenger RNA, 3495 nt
Organism: Aspergillus calidoustus
Lineage: Eukaryota; Fungi; Ascomycota; Eurotiomycetes; Eurotiales; Aspergillaceae
Source: the annotation of a GenBank genome assembly
AUGGAUCAGUCUGUCUCCCAGGAGAAAAAGGCCAUCCCGCGCUUCGCGAGCUUCAAGCCCCAGCCAGCUCCGCCGCCCGAUAACGAUCGGCCUCCCGAGCGCCCCAGUCGUGAACGAGAAACCGAAGACAGGUCCAGACAUCGGUCGAGGCACCAUUCCAGCCACAAAGCCCGCCAUCGCCAUCGCUCGCGAUCAAGGGAAUGGAGGGACCACCGCAAGCAUUCUCGCCGUGACCAUAAGGAGUCUCGUCGACAUGACAAGGAGCCCGCCCACGCACCCACGCCAUCAAGGAGUCCCGUGAAGGAGCCAACGGAGGACUCGUCGGACCUCUACGUGAUUGAUCGCAAAGGAGAUAAGUACAAUAUGAUAUACGGGACGAUACAUCGAUACAGCGUUCCUCGCUACUACCGUAUUGGUCGUGGUCGUGUCCUCGGACUGCCGCCGAACUAUAGAAUCGACCGCGACACCAUUGGAGAAAAUGAGAUUGUGCUGAAAUCUGAGACGUCGCGCACGGAUACUUCAAAAGCCAGGACAAAUAAGUUCUUGUCGGCGUCAAGCCGAUUGGCACCAAGGCUACUGCGAGUCCGACCGACAACCUCCACGAACGACCCGAUCAAAUCAUCUGACGAUUUCGUACCUCUGAGAUUUUCUCGCCGAAAGGAGCGCGAAGACGAGUAUGGCGAAUCCGGCACAGAUGAUGAAAAGUACGGGUAUCGCUCGAUCCAUGGCAAACUCAAGCAAGAUGAUGGCCUUCCGAGUGACUUGGAGCCGAUGUCGGAUACCGACAUAAGUGGCGGGGAAGGAGUUCGUCGAGACCCAGAUAUUGAUAUUAAACGCCGCAAUGUCGAGUUAUCUCGAAACGUGGAGCAGCGCCCGACAGAUGUCGAGGCCUGGCUGCAGCUUAUUGAUCAUCAAGAAACGGUUCUUCGGGGUUCUGCGAAGCAGUCGAGCUCUUUGACAAGCGCAGAGCGAAACAGUCUAGCCGAUAUUAAGCACUCUCUGUACGAAAAGGCUUUGAAAAAGGUCGGACAAGGUGCUGGCCGUGAUCGCCUUCUCAUUGGUCGUCUAGAAGAGGGCUCGAAACUGUGGGAUACAAAGAAGCUAUUGGCGCAGUGGCAUUCCACACUGAAGUCGAACUCUCGGUACAUCAGUCUUUGGGUGAAGUAUCUCGACUUUCGCCAGACAGAGUUCCUUAAUUUUAGUCAUGAUCGCUGCCUUGCUACCUUUACCGAGUGUCUGAGCCUGAACAAGGCUUCGCCCGAUAGUCUGGAGAAAGCCCGAGUGCAGGUUUAUUUAUUUCUUCGCUUGACCCUGUUUCUUAGAGAGGCAGGAUAUAUGGAACAGGCAACCGGCCUCUGGCAAGCGAUUCUCGAGUUGACGUUCUUUAGUCCGCGAGACCUAGACAUCAACGCGGAUGCCAACAGCGUGCUGUCAGCAUUCAGCGAGUUCUGGGACUCGGAGACUCUGCGGAUUGGCGAUGUUGGAGCUAAGGGCUGGAGAAGUGGCAUUUCAACCUUGCUUGACCCGGUAGUCUUUGAGCCACAAUGCCGGCUCAACCCAAACUCGAUAUUGGCUUCUUGGGCAGAUUGUGAACGAGAGCGUAUGAUGAACUCUCAACUUCCAGCGCGUAGCGUGGAUGAGCCAGAAGAUGAUCCUUACCGCGUGAUUCUCGCCUCGGACCUCAAAGACUUUCUUCCUCUGGCUUCGUUACCUGAUUCGACGACCGAGCUGGUUGAUAGUCUUUUGUACUUCUGCCACCUUCCUCCAAUUACUACUAUCAAAAAUCUGCAGACUACCGGACACUGGAUGGGUGAUAGCUUCCUGCGAAACGACGUAACCGGCGCCUCUUAUGCGAGCCUUGAUGACUGGCUCCCGAACCCCAGCACCGACACCGAGGGCAUAUCUUCUACUGCUUUCCUGCAUCAACUGUUUAUUCACGACUUCGAUACCUACUUCUCAGAGUCUGUACCAUGGUUUUCCUCUUUCAGUGCAUGGGCCAAAGUCACAUCUGGCCCAACUCAUGUCGUCGUCCGUGACUGGGUGCGAAGAACCCUCCGGCUUUUGGUUGAAGCAAUGCCGUCUAAUGAAGAUCUGGCGGAAUAUGCAGUCGCGGUUGAGUUCGUCUGCGAUCCCAAGGAAGCCAAAAAAUAUGCCAAAUCGCUACUCAAAAAGCACCCGUCCUGCCUUCGUCUAUAUAAUGCAUACGCUCUUAUGGAGCGUCGAACCGGCAACCACGCAACUUCUGACCAUGUGCGAGCAACUGCUGUUUCCAUGAGCAAGACAUUUUCGAAUGAACAGCAAGUAGACAGUGUCCAUCUCUGGCAUACCUGGGUUUGGGAGCUUUUAGAGGGUCGGAACAUAGCCCACGCCGCUCAUCUCCUAGUUUGCAUGCCGCAGAACGCGAUUGAUCUACGAAGCUUCCCUAAUCCCACGAGUACACCGGCAGUGAGCGCAACUAAUCUCUUGAAAGUCCGCAACUACUUAUCAGAAUCCCAAGAGAGCGCGAUUGCAAAGCAAAGGCCAACCCUCGUCAAGGCCUGCACAGACUGCCACGCCAUCCUUCUCUAUCUCACAAACACCCAAGACCUCGACAAAGCUCUCGAAGCAUAUACCCUCACUCUUCACAGACUCUCGUCGCUUCCCUCCUCCGCAGAGUCAUUUGUCUCUUACACCACACAGCUUCUCCACCAAGCGCGCGCAAGACUCCUCCAUUACCACCUGCGCACAAGUACCAUGUAUAAACCAUCCUCCAUCCGUACACUCCUAACAGAAAGCAUCGCUUUAUUCCCGCAUAAUACGAUUUUCCUCUCCCUCUUCGCCUGGAACGAGUCUCGCUUCCGCAUCGAGGAGCGCGUUCGCGAUAUUAUGCGAGAAGUCACAACGGCCAAAACACAUAGCAAUAAAUCACCAUCUUCAGCUUCAUCCAUACUGACAUCAGACUCUCAAAUCCCGAUAACAACCCACCUCUUCUCCAUUUACACCGAACUUACUCGCCCCCUCUACGCCGGAUCAACCCUCCACUCCGCCCGCGCCGCAUUCGAGCGCGCUAUCGGCGACCAGAACCAGAGCACCUCCAGCACCUCUACCUCCACCUCGAAUUCCAGCAUAACCCUCUGGACCCUAUACAUUUACCUUGAACUCUCCCGCAACGAAAUCAGCCGCGCAAAGAGCAUCUUCUACCGCGCAAUGCGCGCGUGCCCUUGGUCAAAGGAUAUUCUCAUGCUCGCGUUUACGCAUCUCCGUGAUGAUAUCGUCCGACAGCGGACGGACAACGCGAGCAAUUCCAAUAAUGCUGGAAUUCCGCAGAAGGGCGAGGGUAUGAAUUUCCAUGAACUGCGGCACGUAUAUAAUGUCCUUGUGGAGAAGGAAUUGAGGAUUCACAUUGACAUUGAGAGGGAGUUGGAUGAGCUUGCGGUCGGUAUGGAGGAAGGGAAGGGCGCGCCGAUUUCUAUGCCGGAGGAUGUGGAGAGUGGGGAUGAGGCUAUGCAGAUAUGA